CGAACCUCGCCGGAGAUUGCCGAAGUGGCCGCCGCUGAGAUUUCUCCCGCCCGCGUGCUUUUCCGGGACAUCGUGGGAAAAAAGAGAUUUACUGAAGAUUUCUGCGGUCUAUUAAAUCAGUCAAAAUUCUGAGAUCAAGAUUCAGUGGACCUCAUGCGUCCAGAUUAAGUCUGAGCCGCACAGACAUGGACAUGAAGGCCGAGGGGUCUCGAGGUAACCCAUCUCUGCCCGUGGACGGCGGCCCACUGCCCCGUCCACCAACGGAGAGCGCCAACUGCGCAGCGUGCCAAAAGCCAAUCCGGGAGCGUUACCUGCUGAAGGCGCUGGACCAAUUUUGGCACGAGGAUUGCCUCAAGUGCGCUUGCUGCGAUUGUAGGCUUGGAGAAGUUGGAUCCACCCUCUUCACCAAGGCCAACCUCAUCCUCUGCAAGAGGGACUACCUCAGGUUAUUCGGAACUACGGGACUCUGCUCAGCGUGCAAUAAAACCAUCCCAGCGUUCGAAAUGGUCAUGAGGGCAAGAGGCAACGUCUAUCACUUAGAAUGCUUUGCUUGUCAACAGUGUAACCAUAGGUUCUGCGUUGGUGAUCGGUUCUACUUGCACGAGAACAAAAUCCUCUGUGAGUACGAUUACGAGGAGAGAAUGGUAUUUGCCAACUUGCCCUACAACAUCAACAGCAUCUCGCUGAUCAAGCGCCAGACGCAGCACUUGCAUUUACAGCAGCAACAGCAGCAGCAACAUCAUCAACAGCAGCCGCAACAUCCGCCUCCACACGACGACAGAUCUAGUGGAUAUGGAAGCACGGACUCUGUCUUUGACGCCAAGUGA
This is a messenger RNA of Uloborus diversus, 827 nucleotides long. RefSeq names its product LIM domain only protein 3-like. The record is from RefSeq and is a predicted model, not a curated record. Lineage: Eukaryota; Metazoa; Arthropoda; Arachnida; Araneae; Uloboridae. Gene Ontology annotation, biological process: positive regulation of transcription by RNA polymerase II. Gene Ontology annotation, molecular function: transcription coactivator activity; DNA-binding transcription factor binding. The transcript is spliced from 5 exons. The coding region runs from base 186 to 827 and encodes 213 amino acids. Gene Ontology annotation, cellular component: nucleus.